CGGGUGUUUGUGUGAUUUAAGCACGUUUCGCGAUCGAGUAUCGUAAACAUAAUACUGGCCAUCUUCGAAUGCUAGAAUUGACCUUGCAGUGUGCACUUUUGCAGUUGACUUCGCCACCGCCAUCAAUGUCGCCCGUUGUUCUCGUUGUCGCAUUCCAGAGAUAGGGUUAAGUGAUUUUACGGUGAUGCGUGUAUUCAGAUUAAAAUUGGUACGGAAAUGUGACAGGGUGGGCAAUGAUAGUGAUUAAGGUGAAGAUCAAAAAGUGUGGUAGUUGCGCAUAGUUGCGAUUGUUGGAAGAGAAGCUUCUAAAGUUACGGCAGAUCGGCGGUUGCAAGAAAAAGUUGGUAAAGGAACUGUCGCCACAAAAUGGGAAACUAUUGCAGUUCGGGUCAAACCAAGAAGGAUAAGGAUAAUUCCUCGGAGAAGUCAGAAGAAUCGCCCUCAUAUCAGCUGGCCGAAAAGGGUAAACCCAAAUCCAACGAUGCAAAAGAAGCUCCUCUGGCAGCACCGGAAGUUACCUCCGACGGUUCCGGCACAGGGCCCGUUUCGAACAACUCAACUGCCAGCGCUGCGAUUGGAUCCGCUCCAGUAGCGGCCGGUGGCCCAACCGAAGCAAGCAGGGCGCAAUUGAAGUCACUGCAGAAUGUUCAAUCGGUGACACUCUCUGAUUCAACAUCUAACAGUCCCAUGGCUGCUACACCACCAUGCGAUAUCCUGUCGGUUCAGCAAAAUCUUCCCCAGAACCUGACACCGUUGUACGGGAAACCAGCUGCUAGUCGCCGUACGGAUAAAUAUAAGAAGAUUGUUCUCUACAUUCUGGCGGCCGAUGAUGGGUAUCAAGCGGAGAAAACUGUGCUGCGGGAAGUCUUCAAGGGUUUGAAUCAGAAGUGCCAAAGUCGUGGUUUUGAGUUGCAUGUUUCCGAUCUGCACGUACUGCAAGCCAGGGGCAACAGUUUCAACGUGACAAACUGGCUCAGCGGUCCGCUGGAGGCUCAAGGGGGGCACGAUCUGGCGGCAAACUGCUUGGCGGAAAUCGCUCGCCAAUCGUGCGAUUCCUAUUUGAUUCCGAUUUUGUUUCUGAGUUCCACUUUGGGCGACCCGUUGCUGCCGCUGACUAUCGAAAAUCAAGACUUUACUACGGUGCUACAGACGGCCGAGUUGAGCGCACCGGACCGCGCCAUUCUGGAGAAGUGGUAUACAUUGGACGACAAGUCACAGCCAGCGUGCUACCGUUUGAAUGCCAAAAAUAACUCGAAUCUAACGGCAGAAGAAUCGGAGAAGGAGCUCUCUACGUUGCUGAAAAUUUUAAUAGACGUCUUCUCCAAAGAGCUGCGAGAUUCCUAUCUGACUACGGUUGUUGAGCAGGAAAUCAACAACACCGUUCUCAUCAAUCAGGAACUCUCUAAGCGAUGUCUUUGGAUUCAAAAUUCCAUCCCACCGUUGAAAGUCACGGAAAAUUCCUCAUCCGUAGAAGCAGAAAUGGUUCGCAGAUUGACCAACACACAAAACGAUUUGAAGAAUCACCUCAGCGAAAAACACAUCAUUCGAAUUUCGGCAAACAUAGCGCAGCAGCAGGACCAGUUCGCCACAAUGCUGGAAAACUGCCUGUCUACGGAGAUUGGUCUCAUCGCCGAUGAGCAUAUGAGUAAAUAUUCGAUUCCCAUGUGCACGUACGGAGUCGAUCGUCGGUUGUUGAGUGAGAUCGAGGAGGUAAAUCGCCACUCACGUGUUCUGAACGAAAAUUGCGCCAAUUUUUCCAUAACGGACCGAGUGAAGGAAUAUCUCACCAGCAACCGUCGGAAACCGCUGGUGGUGUUCGGCAAAACCGGUGCCGGGAAGAGUGUUCUUGUGGCGAAAAUCUCUCAGAAUAUUCACACGUGGCUGCCGGAGUCUCAUCUAGUUUUGAGAUACGCCAAUCUAACUGCCAUGAGUUCCGACGUCACCUCGUUAUUGGGAUCGAUUACUGAACAGAUUUCGGUAUUAGUGAAUAGUGUACCAACUCGUUGCAACCACACAAUUGAAUCGUACUCGGAAGCUCUGAAGCAAUUGAUAGAAGGCACAAAGCAGCAGAUAACGAUUUUAAUCGAUUCGGUCGAUGGUCUUCAGGACUUGGAUGCGUUAGAUUGGCUACCGCUUGAACUGUUGGACAAUGUGAAACUAGUUCUGACUGUAUCGUCCAGCUGCACCAGCCUGGAUCAGCUCGGAGCAGAUGAUGUGGUGCUGAAACGGCUGAAGGAGAAGAUUUCCGACGCGGAAUGUUUUCUGUACUUGAGCCCGUUCACCCAGGAACAAUGGGAGGAUGUGCUGUGUUUCGGAGGUGGGGCAAUUUACUCGGCAAAUGGCGCUCUACAGUUACCUGACAGUUGGAAGAAAUCAAACGAGAAAAUUUCGGUGCAGGCGAAGAUACUUUGGUGGCUUGCGUGGCUCGGAGUGACAGAGCUGGAUGAUACAUCUGUGUCACACAUUAGCGAGAAGGUGUUUGACAUUCUGGAGGAAAAGUUCACUAGCGUUAUCACUAGGUUUAUUGUGUCGGUGCUGCUAGCGGCGCGGGAAGGUCUACUCGAAACGGAGAUUAUUACGCUUAUUAGGAAUUCUAAUUUAGUUACAGGAUCCACCACAAAGUUAUGGACACAUUUUUGCUGGAAAAUGGGACCAUUAUUUCUGCACAACAAAAACAUUAUCGUUGUGGACAAAACGCUCAGAGAAGUAGCUAGGAAGCGAUACGAGAAGGACAUUCAAGAGGCGCACAAAACACUGUACGAUUACUUUGAGACGCAGCCGAACUGCUACAUCGAUAAGAAAGGAAAAGAUAAAAGCUUCAACAUCAGGAAAUUCAUAGAACUCCCAUACCACAAGUACAAGUUAGAAGCCAGUGCAGCAUCCUUUGCCUCCUCGUCUUUCCUCACCGAUCUGGGCUGGCUUCACGAGAAACUAACCGCUACCGGCUGUGUUCAUUUGUUGAAUGAUAUUUAUUUAGCGAACUUAACUGAAAAUAGUGGCGUUCAAACUUUCGCCCAUUUGCUGGUGUUGAAAAAGUUUCUGGAGACUUACUACAAGGCUUUGAACUACGACGGUCAGCAGAUGAUUUCCUUACUGAAUGUGUACAUUACGGCGGAAAUGAAGGCCGACGGGUCGAGCUUGGCUGAUAAUGCGGUGCUGAAAAAGUGGUGCAAAUUUAUCGAUUCCAGCCCGUUAACAUAUCUGCAGAAGCUGGAGUUCAGUGAACCGAACUUCGUAACGGAAGACGAGAAGAAGGAAAGCGGAAAUGAUAAAAUUUCCUCGGUGGGUUACGAUCUGAUAAUGAACUUAAACAUUGAUGGGUUCUUCGUAAUAUCAUUGAGCACUGAGAGGGAGGAGAUCUGCGUGUGGGAUGUUGCUAAGUGUUGUAAGGUGCGAACAUUGCUCGGAGUGCCACAGCCAUCGUCGAUUUGUCCAGUUGGAGAUAAUGGUGUGGCUGUUUUGUGCAGGAGAGAAAUUAGGAUCGUCGACCUCGAUGAAGGAAAGUUCAAGGUUACGUUGAAAGGUGUCAUGAAUCAAAAGAUGCCAUAUUUUGGCCUGCAUGAUGCGUCACACCUGGUAUGUCUGUCAAGAAAUCGGAUGUAUGUUAAUUUAAUGAACAUUGACUCUGGAGACUGCGUUACUACGUUUAAAGCUGGUGAAGAUAGGUUCCUUAAUUCUCUACUGGUAUCCGGCGAUGGCAGAAUUCUGGUGUGUGGCGAUGAAACGCAGAAACCGUUCCCAUUACUCGUUUGGCAUUUAUCGCAAAAGAAGCUGCUCUACGACCUCCGAAUACCCCAUCAUGACUUCAUCACAUCGCUGUCUGCCAUUACCCACGAAGGAUCAUACGUUUGCGUAGUGGCCAAAGAGCUUGCAGAGCCCAGUCCGAAUUUCAUCGUUGUAUACGAUUUACAGAGCGGUACCUUGUUCAAGAAAUGGAAACCAUCGUGUAACACCGUUUCGCUAGCCAUUUCUCAGACCAACACGUGCGUCAUCGCUGGCUUGGAGGAUGCUCGAAUAUUGAUAUGGGACUUGGUAACAGGUAACUGCCGAUGCACACUGACUGGACACAGCGCACCGGUAACACUGCUGAAGCUGGAUCCUUCGGGUAAAAUACUGCUGUCCGGAGAUAAAGAUGGGCGUGACAUGUCGAUCCGUUUGUGGGAGCUGGACAGUGGCAAAUCACUGGCCGUUUACACACCGCAAGAGAAGAUCACCACCUGCGAGAUCCUCAACGGUGGCCAGUACUUGGCGAUUGCACUCGAGAACAGAGCCAACAUCAUAACGCUGAAGCUGCGGGGCGGCGGCACCGUUUCCGAUCCGGAUAAAGCGAAGGAAGCAAUCGUAUACGGUAAACAGGAAAACUGCGGGAAAGUUUUCGAUUUGAAACAGUAACACGUUUAAGGUUGAUACUUUUUGUUUAUGGUUAUUUAUUGUUGAUAAUUGUAUGCGUUUUAUUAUUAUUUUUUGUCUUCUCAACAAUAGUUUGGGUGCGCCAUCGUGUAUGAUUUCGUAAUUAAGUAUGUUUCAAUUCUAACAAAUCAUCUCCAAAUCAAAAUCGUUCAAAUAUAUAGCGACGUAUCAAAGCCUUAUUGAUUUUCUGAUUACACCUAGCAUACAUAUUAUCAAUUAGAUAAUUAAGUAUGAAAAGGAAAUAUCUUUACUUUACCAUUGGAUUUUUUUUUUUCAAAAUUUAGAUUGUGUUUAUAAAAAGAUGUGCUCUGGCGUCCCUUACACGUUGUCACAAUUUGAUCACAACGCAAAAGUUUGUUUCCGAAUCGUUGUAGAUACUAGGAAUCGCGUGAGAUGGAAAUUUCCCUCUCCAAGCUUUCUAUUCAUCCACGUCAACAGUUUUGUGAUGAGCAUGUGGGCCCAUACUGUGUGCCACCAAUUUAUAGCUAUAUGAAAACUGGCUUAGCAAUGUUUAUUAUGCAUAAUAUCCAUUGCCGAUAUCUACCUUAUCGAUUUUAAGUCUCACGAUCAGAUAAGAUAAGCCAAAAGACAUUUUAGUUUCAAGAUACAGAUUAUCGCUUCGGUUCCCAUUGCUCUGGUGUCCGAAACAUGUUGGGUACGGUACUGUCAAAUCAUAUGGAGUUUUCCUUCAUUGACAUUCAGCGCCCUAUCCUCGCCAGCAAAAGAUGUUCCGGAAGUGGCAAUCUUUAUCUUGUUACUAAAAUAUAUUUUGAUAAGACGUCUAGUUGUCCUUUUUCGCAACUACUUUGCUGUCAGAAAAGACCGAUUUGACAAGCGCCGGCAAGCAAACAGUGUAACGCGUUUAAACAAUAGUACCUAUAUUAGGCGAUUUUGCGUAAUAAUGUCUUCUAGGCAUUUUAUUGGUAAGUUGUUGCGCUUCUUUGAAGGUAUUAAGCUGAAUGAUAAAUCCCCCUAUUAGUGAGACAAAUAAUUUUUACUUUAUUUUUUAUUUUUCAACACACAAGUUUUGUGUCUACACGAAAGUUGUAGCAAAACUUCACCUGAAAAACUUUGUCGAGGAAUUCAAGUUCGUAAUUUCAUUAUUUUUGAAGAUAUUUCACAUUUCAUGCCAACAACCCCUUAAAAAUUGUUUUUUCAUCAAUUUUUUUUAUUUGCAUCGACUAUGAUUUAAUACUUGAACUGUCGAGUUGUAAGCGGAUGUAAAGUAUGUUGAAUCAAAAUUUAUUUCCUACUGUUCAAAGCAGAAAUCAAUCAUUGGUAUUUUGCCAUGACUCUUGUGGAACUUUAAGUAGUCCUUAAGGACAAGCAUAAUAGAAUCCAAUUUCAAAAGUACUCGCGUUUUCAAGGGCACACCACUCACUCAAUACGGA
Molecule: messenger RNA, 5801 nt
Organism: Armigeres subalbatus
Lineage: Eukaryota; Metazoa; Arthropoda; Insecta; Diptera; Culicidae
Exons: 16
Coding region: 367-4392 (1341 amino acids)
Molecular function (GO): protein binding; ATP hydrolysis activity
Source: RefSeq, a predicted model, not a curated record